Molecule: messenger RNA, 4338 nt
Organism: Talpa occidentalis (Iberian mole)
Lineage: Eukaryota; Metazoa; Chordata; Mammalia; Eulipotyphla; Talpidae
Gene: ZNF112
Product: zinc finger protein 112
Exons: 4
Coding region: 25-2745 (906 amino acids)
Biological process (GO): negative regulation of transcription by RNA polymerase II
Molecular function (GO): DNA-binding transcription repressor activity, RNA polymerase II-specific
Source: RefSeq, a predicted model, not a curated record
UUUCCCUAAGAAAAGGAGGAGAAAAUGAUGAAGUUCCAGGACCUGGUGACGUUCAAGGAUGUGGCUGUGAUCUUCACGGAGGAGGAGCUGGGGCUGCUGGACUCUGCCCAGAGGCGGCUGUACCGAGAUGUGAUGCUGGAGACCUUUCGGAACCUUCUCUCACUGGGGAAUCAACCCUUCAAACCAGAGCUUAUAUUUCAGUUGGAGCGAGAAGAAAAGCUUUUAUUGAUGGAGACAAAAACCCAAAGAGAUGGGUUUCCAGGAACCAAGAACAAACAUAAUAUGGAGCCUUUUCAAGAAGUGGGAUUAAGCUACUUUUCCCCCAAAGAGCUUUCCUCUUGGCAGACCUGCCAACAAGGUGCAGGCAGGUUGACCAAGUAUUCAGAUUCCAUAAAAAAUUUUCAAGGGAUUAUUUCUCAUUUUCAAAAACAAGGUGAUUCCUCGUGCCAGGUACGGGCAGAAGUGCCAAUUCAGAUUUCCGAGGAUGAGAACUAUGUAUUGACUCAUAGAGCAAAUGGUUCCAGUGAUAUCAGACAUCUAGAAUUUCCAUCUUGGAGAGCCCAGCACUCUUGGAGGAAAAUGUGCCUGACAGAGUCACAUAAUUAUCAGUGUAGGUGUCAGCAAACUUCCCUGAAGACUAAGGCCUGUAACAGCAUCUGUUGUAUCUCACAUCACAAUGAUAACCAGGGGGUGCACAGAAAGGAACAGAACUACAACUGCCAUGACUGUGGUGAAGAUGUCACUCAAGUGUCAUUGCAUAAUCAAGAUUUAAUUCAAACAUGGCAAAAGCCCUGCCCUUGUAAUGAGCACAGAGGAGCCUUCAGGGAUGGCUCCAGCUCUGAAGUUCAACAGUUACACUUACCAGGGAAACUCCAGACAUGCAGUUUGUGUGGAAAGGACUGUAGUUCAGCUCUUCAUAUUCAUGAAGGUGUUCACAGAGAUGGCUGUGUCUCUGCGACUUCAUAUCUGCAACCCUGUGAGAGAAUGCAGACAGAAGGGAAGCCAUGUAAAUGUGAAUAUGGCAAGAACUUCAGUCAGUGCUCCUCUCUUAACACUUACAAAGUUAUUUACCCAGGAGAAACAUCCCAUAGAUGCAGCAUUUAUGAGAAAGCUUUCAGUCAUAGCUUAGACCUUAGUAGUAUUUUAAGGACUCAUACUAGAGAAGAACCCCUUGAAUAUGAAGAGAACAGGGAUGUCGCUAAUCAAAGUUCUUGCCUUCAUGUCCAUCAAAAAAUACAUACUGAAGAGAAACAACACACAGAUGUGGAAUGUAGAAAGAGUUUCAUUUGUACUUCAGAUCUUAACAUCCAGCAUAGAGUUUGCCUGGGAGAGAAUCCUUACAAUUCUGAGGAGUGUGUGAAUGGCUUCAAUCUGGCCUCACAUUUCCAGGACCUUCACUUAGUCUACACUAGGGAACAACCAUAUAAACAUUAUGGUUGUGGUAACCUCUUCAGCCAAAAUUCAUGUCUUCAAAGCCAUCAGAAAAUUCACAUCGGACAGAAGCCUUAUAAGGAGUGUGGGAAGGGCUUCAAUUGGAGGACAAAGCACAGGGAUCAUCAGAGAGUCCACACUGGGGAGAAGCCGUACAAAUGUGGUAUAUGUGGUAAAGGCUUCAGCCACAGAUCAGUUCUUAACGUUCAUCAGAGAGUCCACACAGGAGAGAAGCCUUAUAAAUGUGAGGAGUGUGAUAAGGGAUUCAGUCGGAGUUCAUACCUUCAAGCCCAUCAGAGAGUCCACACCGGAGAAAAACCAUACAAAUGUGAGGCGUGUGGGAAGGGCUUCAGUCGCAGUUCAUACCUUCAAGGCCAUCAGAGAGUCCACACUGGAGAGAAACCCUACAAGUGUGACGAGUGUGGAAAGGGUUUCAGUCGGAGUUCACACCUUCAAGGACAUCAGCGAGUCCACACUGGAGAAAAACCAUUCAAAUGUGAGGAAUGUGGGAAGGAAUUCAGCUGGAGCUUUAAUCUUCAAAUUCAUCAGAGAGUUCACACAGGAGAGAAACCCUAUAAAUGUGGAGAAUGUGGUAAGGGAUUCAGUAAGGCCUCAACUCUUCUGGCUCAUCAGAGAGUCCACACAGGAGAGAAGCCAUACCAGUGCAAUGAGUGCGGUAAAAGCUUCAGCCAGAGAUCAUACCUUCAAAGCCAUCAGAGUGUUCACACUGGAGAGAGACCGUAUGUAUGUGAGGUAUGUGGGAAGGGCUUCAGUCAGAGAGCGUAUCUUCAGGGUCACCAGAGAGUCCACACUAGAGUGAAACCAUAUAAAUGUGAGAUGUGUGGGAAGGGCUUCAGUCAGAGUUCCCGUCUUGAAGCACAUCGGAGGGUCCACACUGGAGGGAAACCGUACAAAUGUGAGGUGUGCACCAAGGGCUUCAGUGAGAGUUCACGCCUUCAAGCACAUCAGAGGGUCCAUACAGAAGGGAGACCCUAUAAAUGUGAACAGUGUGGAAAGGGGUUCAGUGGGUUUUCAAGCCUUCAAGCCCAUCAUCGGGUACACACUGGGGAAAAACCAUACAAGUGUGAGGUAUGUGGGAAGGGCUUCAGUCAGAGAUCAAACCUUCAAGCUCACCAGAGAGUCCACACAGGAGAGAAACCCUACAAAUGUGAUGCAUGUGGUAAGGGCUUCCGCUGGAGCUCAGGGCUUCUAAUUCAUCAGAGAGUCCAUAGUGGUGAUAAAUUCUAUAAAAGUGAAGUGUAUGGUAAAGAUUAUCCUUCGUCACAGAAUCCAUACAGAAAUGAAGUUAUGUAAAAUAGUGUUCUGUUUUGAAGUCCUCAAAUGGAAGCAAAAAAAACACCAUUUGAGUUUUUAUCAUAGAAAAAAAAAAUUUUUUUUUUUUUAAUGAAAAUGUAAUUUCUCCCCAAUCUCAACACUCCGAGUACUCAGGAGACCACACAGCAGAGACGUCUAGUGAGAGGGGUUCUGUAAGGGAUUUUGUCAGAAUUUAGUAUGAGUGAUUGCACACGACUUUUGUCAUUGCACUAGGAUAGAUAAAGGAUAAGAAUAUGGUCAGGAACAUAAGUACAAUGUUGAGCAUGUUCAGGCCUUGUCCACCAAUAUGUAAGCUUAAUGAGAGAAGGGCUUCAGUUCAUUCGGUGCUAAAUAUACAAAACCAUGAUAGUGCUCGACUCAGUGUACCUUUUGCUAAAUGACUAAAUGUGUGUAAAGAUAUCCUGGCUGAAAUGUUUAUUGUCAUUUCAAAAAAAAAAAAAUCAUUUAAAAAUCUUUGGAAGGAGUAGUCCUUUAAGUAACAUCCACAAUAAGCACUUCAAGUAAGUAAAUAUUAUGGGAAAUGUAGAAUACCAGGCAAUAUUGCAAUUUAAAAUUACUUGAAUUUGAUGGUAAUCCUGUUGAGUUUGGUUCCUGUUCUUUGUUCCAUGUUGAGCGGAGAUGAACUGAGUCUUAUCUUUUAUUUCUACACAAUAUAACAUUAGUUUAAGUUUAGUCGUGUGUGUGAGUGUUUGCACACGUGUGUGCACUUUGAAUGACAGUAAAAACUGAUAAAUGAUGUUUCUGGUUAAUUUUGCAAAAACAGAACACUACAUUUUACAGAAUUGAGACUUCACCAUGUGUGUUAACGCACAGUUUUACUGGAAUAUUUGGAAACUGUCAGGAGUGGUUACUAAUGAAAAAUACCUAAUAAAUGUCAAGAAUACAAUACUUGGUUUUCUAGUCUCCAUCAGCGUCCUUUUCAUAUAACUUUUCUGAGAAUUGUAACCUUUGCCCAACUCAGUUGUGCCUAGGCAAGAACUGUGAUGGAUUUGAAGGACUUUUCUCUACCCCCAUAUUUCUCACAUAAGAAAAGGAACCAUCUUGAUUUUUUUCUAACCAUUUUUAUCAAAUAUAUUGGAACUAGUAUAGAUUGCUUUUUACUUGCUAGUCUCUGUCUUCAAGGAAACAGUGCAUUCUGUUAGUGAGAAUGAAAGAUACAAACUUGUUAGAGAAGAGCCAUAUAAUACACAUCAAGAUGUAAAAUGUGUGUGCCCAUCUGGAAAUUGGAAUAAUUUAUGAUAAAGCAAUUUUAACAGUGAGAAAGAAUGUAUACAACAUGUGCAGAUAGUUUUUUAAACUGGAAAUGUCCAUCAGUUGGAGUUGAAGAGUUCUAUAUAUAUAUACAUUGUUAUAACAUGGAAUUAUAGGAAGUAUAGACUCAGUCUAAAAGAAUCAGUCUAAAAGCAUAUUUUUAGUGAAAAUGUGGAUUGUUCCUUCAUAAUCAAUUUUAAGUCUGUGUACAUGUAUGUUUCAUUAUAUGUUUAGCAGAUUAUAUGUAAGUGAUUACUCAUCAUCAUGUAUACAGUGACUUUAUCUGACAAAAUUUUGGAUUAGUUUUUUUUUUGUACUUCA